UAAUGACAGUGCUUUCUCGUUCGCAGGCAAUGUGAAGCAAAACCAUGGAUAUCAUCUCUCAGCUACAUCUGGCAGUAUCCCCACCAACAGAGACACAUCCUAUAAUCCAGUGCAUAACUAACAAUGACCUCAAAGAGCUCAAGAAAUUACUGAAGCACAAUAAUGUUAAUGGAGUUUACCCUUGUAGCAAGUGUAGUGAUUAUAUAACCCCACUGAUCUCCGCUGUUGUAAAUCACAACACAGAUAUCUGUUCUUACCUUGUGCGUCAGGGUGCAGACCCAAAUAUACCUUCUCAACUCCAGUGGACACCUUUGCAUUAUGUCUCAUAUUCUAAAGCACCACUUUGUUUUGUGGCUCUGUUGCUCGAGGCAAAAGCUAGCCCAGAUGGAAGGAGUGCUCCAGUGCAACAAGAGAUACCCACACCACUGCAAGUUGCAGCCUUUGAAGACAGGGAGGAUAUCAUGAAAAGACUCAUCUCUGCUGGCGCUUUGGUGACACUUCCACCCAUAAAUGAUCCUCAGUGGCUUAUUAACAGUAAAAAAAUAUCUCAGAUGAUUAAUCACCUUGCAUCAAAUGGAGAUAGAGUGUGUUCCCAAAUUAGGCAUUUUUUUGAUAUGGAAAUUGCUGUUUGUGAAAAAACACCUGACGAAGUUUUUAAAAUGUUCAACAGUCACAUGUUGUUAGAGGAUCCUAGGUCUCAUCUGACCAUGACUGAAAUCCUUUUUACUGUAACUGGGAGAGGGAAAGAUAAAUACUGCCAGGCAUGUAUUAAAUGGCUAAAGAAAACUGGAAAUGUGAAUACUUACAUUGUAGGUGCAGCCACUCGCUUUCCAAACAUCCCUAAGACACAUGUAGGGAGGGCAGUUGAAAGUUUGAGUGCAGUUUUCUGCACAAUGGAUAAAAUAACAGAUGAGCAUGCAGUAGCUAUAAUUCCACAACUAUUGAAACUGCUUUGCUUAAAAGAGAGACCUGACAUCUGUGCAUCAGUGCUACAAACACUGUAUGUGAUAACACAGAAAACAAAAGGCACAAAGGACUGGCACGUCAACUUUUUACAGAACUUAUGCAAAACAGUUUUCCCUUUUGUAAAUGAGCAACACUCCACUGAGAUCAGGAUCUACACAUACGGUAUAUUCGCCAACCUGCUGUCAGCUGAAAAGGCAGCUAACAUUUUUAAAUCAGUGGCCAUAACUUCAGUGCCCGAGGACAUACUGACAUCUGUAGAAAUGGAAUUGAAUGAAAAACUGAAAGAGGUGCUGAGAAGUCUGAAAGAAUAUCUGAGUAAACCAAACUCAGAAUGUGAGGGAAACACAGCCUCAACUUUAGUCAGGAAGAAGAAAAAGAAAAGGAAAAAGAAGGAAAAGACCCAAAAGCAAGAAGACCCAAAUGAUGACAUUUCCACUGCAGCAACUGAUCAAACAACAAAGGUUUCUGUUGUAGAAUCAACUUCAAAUUUAAAGCCUUUUGACUACAGCACCAAUGGAAAAUCAGAAAAAGAAAAAUGGCUUCCAAUCAGUAACAGGUGGAGGAGAAAACUGGAGAAACUUGUUGGCACAGAUGACAGUAAAAUAUCCAGAAUCAGAAGCAUUAUUUAUGUGAAUGAUGCAGAAUUCAGAAUAGUGAAGGGAAGUGAUGGUACUGAAGUCUUCUUGGGGCUGAGAGAGGACGGCACAGAAGUUGCCAUUAAGAGAAUGUCUAAGAGCAACUAUGACGUGCUGAAGAACGAAGAAGGAAUCCUACGACUUCCUGAACUCGAUCAUCCUUAUAUCGUACGAUAUGUUGAUGCUGCAGAGGACGAGAACUUUGGAUAUCUUUGUCUGCAACUUUGUGAAUACACCUUGGAAGAAUAUAUCAAGAAUGAUGACCAUGACCCACUGAUGCUAAAGGAACUUGUAAAACAAAUUCUUGAAAGUCUAAAGGUGCUUCACUGCGGAAAUCCUAAAAUUCUUCACCGAGAUCUCAAACCCCAGAACGUUCUGAUUGAUGUUACUAGGAGGGCAAGAUUAGCUGAUUUUGGCAUAAGCAGACGCUUACUCAAAGGCCAAACAACUCUACAUACAAGCAGUGCAGGAACCAGAUGCUGGAUGGCUCGAGAGACUUUAGCAGAAGAAGCAGAAGAAUUUGUCAUAUCAUACAAGUCAAGCACUGACAUCCAGGUGGCAGGCAUGCUGAUUUAUUAUAUCCUCUCUGGAGGCCACCAUCCAUUUGGCAAAUCCUUUAAAUGCCUUAGGACCCACCACGCGGUCAAGGGGGGGUCAGAGUGA
Molecule: messenger RNA, 2264 nt
Organism: Haplochromis burtoni (Burton's mouthbrooder)
Lineage: Eukaryota; Metazoa; Chordata; Actinopteri; Cichliformes; Cichlidae
Exons: 4
Coding region: 45-2264 (739 amino acids)
Biological process (GO): protein phosphorylation; intrinsic apoptotic signaling pathway in response to endoplasmic reticulum stress; IRE1-mediated unfolded protein response
Cellular component (GO): IRE1-TRAF2-ASK1 complex
Molecular function (GO): RNA endonuclease activity; protein serine/threonine kinase activity; ATP binding
Source: RefSeq, a predicted model, not a curated record